AGACGCUGAGCUAUAAAUAGCCCUAAACACGGAAACUAUAUAACAUAAACAAGAUCAUCGUAUUCUGGUUCUGAACAGGUUCAAUGGCGUCGCUGGCGGAGCAACUAAGAAACUGCAAGUUAAAGAAAGUAACAGAACCCAUUAAAGAUUUCUCCAGUCCCAAAACAGCCGGCUACAUUAGUCAAGAGGAGAUAACUCUCUACCAAAACUCUGUCCUUGAUGUUAAUACUGAGAAAUGGAUGCACAUUCUUAAAGAGCUGACCUUUCCGACAGAGUUAUGUCCCUUGAAAAUCGAAGAAGCGAGACUCUUUGUACAAAUAUUUGAAGACUGCUACAGGAAUCUUGAUUCUGAACAAAUCUGUGACGUCAACUGGAGAGAUACGUUAACGUCAGACGGAAAAAUAAUAAUUGAAGACGUCACUCAGCGUUUGGAAUCGGUCAUGAACAAAUUUACAGCAAGAGAUGGUUUUGCUUUUGUGAAGACGUCAAGCAGGAGCGCCAAGGAUGCGCCGAUGGUCCAACGUCGAUUCAAAGAUGUGUAUCACAAGUAUUUAAUGGAAUUACCAGAAGACAAACAGAAAAAUGAAAAUAUCCAAAUUACGUGCCUUCUCAAAGCUGGAUUUGAAGGCCUCAAAGUUAAAACUGCUGAAGAAGUGGUUGAUAUGAUCUUGAGGAGUGAACGUAUCUACCAAGAUAUGUUGCUAGCUCUGGAAAUCAAAGGCAGAUUUGAAGAGAACUUUGUCGUGAGGAAAUUCGUUGAUAUUGAUGUUGAUAUGGAGUUUAGGGGUUUUGUGUUCGGGGGAGAGCUUGUAGCCUUGUCGCAGUACAACUAUCUGAUUUUCUCGCAGAGGCUCCUAGACACGAGGGACCAUCUCAAGGAUAUUCUUUGCAAAUAUUUUAAUGACAAGGUACGGCCGAUGAUGAAAGAAGGGGAAUUUCCAACAGCAUACAUAAUCGAUUUUGCAGUUUGUGAAAACGGUGACAAGCUGUGGGUGAUCGAGAUUAACCCUUUCGCCGAGACGACGGACGGCGGCUUGUUCAGUUGGCAGCACGAGCGCCAUCUGCUGGAGGGAAAAGAAGGAUUUCAGUUCCGGAUUGUGGAGCGACCUAAACCUGGGGCCAAGGCGAUGUUACCCCAGAGCGUCAAGGCGUUGUUGAAAUAGGGGGAGGGGUGUGGAACUGGGACAAAGGCGUUGUUACCCCAGAACGUCAAGGCGUUGUUGAAAUAGGAGGAGGGGUGUGGAACUGGGGCCAAGGCGUUGUUGAAAUAGAGGGAGGGGUGCGGAACUGGGACCAAGUCGUUGUUGAAAUAGAGGGAGGGGUGUGGAACUGGGCCCAAGGCGUUGUUGAAAUAGAGGGAGGGGUGUGGAACUGGGCCCAAGGCGUUGUUGAAAUAGAGGGAGGGGUGUGGAACUGGGACCAAGGCUAUGUUACCCCAGAGCGUCAAGGCGUUGUUGAA
Messenger RNA from Haliotis rufescens (red abalone), 1459 nucleotides. RefSeq names its product cell division cycle protein 123-like. The record is from RefSeq and is a predicted model, not a curated record. The transcript has 3 exons. The coding region runs from base 84 to 1163 and encodes 359 amino acids. NCBI's taxonomy places the organism in Eukaryota, Metazoa, Mollusca, Gastropoda, Lepetellida, Haliotidae. Gene Ontology annotation, cellular component: cytoplasm.